AUGGAAAAUGAGCAAUUAGAAGAUUUUAUUAGAAAUCAUCUAAUGAUUAAAACAAACGAAAAGGAAAUCGAAAAGAAUAUAAUUCAAUUACUUGAAUUAGUUCGUUCAUAUUUUUCAUUUGAAUGUUCAUUAAAUAAUAUCUUUAAUAAACCUAAAACAGAAGAAUGUCCAAUUUGUUUUGAAACAAGAGAAGUUGGGUUAAUGUAUUCUAUUGAACCUUGUAAACAUAGAUUUUGUUUAUGUUGUUUAAUUGAACAUGUUAAACAAAAAGCUACAAAUGGAGAAUGGGAAAUUAAAUGUCCUGAACAAGAAUGUGAAACAAUUAUUCCUCUUUCAACUCUUGUAAAUGAUGGUUUAAUUCAAGAAAUUAAUGUAUUAAAUAAAUUAGAAAUGAAUGGAGUUCAAGCAAAUUUACGAAGUGAUUCACAUACUAGAUAUUGUCCAAAAUGUGGAUAUGCUAUUAUUGGUACAAGAAAAACCCCACGAAUUGUUUGUCCACAAUGUUCAUUUGUUUAUUGUUAUAAUUGUAAAGAAGAAUACCAUGAAGGAUAUUCAUGUAAACAAUAUCAACAAUGGAAAAUUGAUAAUGGAAAAGGCGAUGAAGAAUUUAAAAAAUAUGUUAAUACUCAUUGUACUCGUUGUCCAAGAUGUAAAAUACCAGUAGAAAAAAUUAAAGGAUGUAAUUUUAUUCGAUGUGAUUUAAAAAAAGGUGGAUGUGGGUGUGGAUUUUGUUAUGCCUGUGGAAAAGAAGUAUCACAUCAUUCAGCACAUAUUUUAAAAAGAAAUUGUUCAUUAUCAGGAGAAGAAUUACCGAGAUAA
This is a messenger RNA of Entamoeba histolytica HM-1:IMSS, 819 nucleotides long. Its product is annotated as IBR domain containing protein. The record is from RefSeq and is a predicted model, not a curated record. Gene Ontology annotation, molecular function: zinc ion binding; ubiquitin protein ligase activity; ubiquitin conjugating enzyme binding. Lineage: Eukaryota; Evosea; Mastigamoebida; Endamoebidae. The coding region runs from base 1 to 819 and encodes 272 amino acids. Gene Ontology annotation, cellular component: cytoplasm; ubiquitin ligase complex. Gene Ontology annotation, biological process: protein polyubiquitination; positive regulation of proteasomal ubiquitin-dependent protein catabolic process; ubiquitin-dependent protein catabolic process. The transcript has a single exon.